Messenger RNA from Cyphellophora attinorum, 1644 nucleotides. RefSeq lists its product as uncharacterized. Lineage: Eukaryota; Fungi; Ascomycota; Eurotiomycetes; Chaetothyriales; Cyphellophoraceae. Bases 1 to 1644 code for a protein of 547 amino acids. The record is from RefSeq and is a predicted model, not a curated record. The transcript has a single exon.
AUGGCAAGAAUGCAGCAAGAGAUAGAUCUUUCAGCCUCCCACCCAGUAAUGGUGACGGAAACAAAAGGCGUGACGUCCCAUCGACGAUGCAAAUACGCCAACUUCAGCUUCCACAUUCACGCUGCAUCUAACAAGAAACAACCACAUAAUAGUCAAACUAUGGCACAAGAAGUGGCGCACAUCUCGUCGCCAGAUGCGAUGCAUGAGCCCACGGAUACAGACGUGAAGCUUGCGCUCACAGAAGUUGUCACGGCCGAAACCUCUGCCUCAGUACCGUCCAAUGGCACAGUAGAGGCAGAAACAUCCUCAGAUGCCGGCGACGCCAUAUCACUUGCAAGCAAGUCUGCAGCCGUUGAUGCCUCGACAGCCACAGAAGAGAUACUCGGUGCGACCGACACGCUUCGCCGCGAAGUUUCGUACAAGGCUGAGUGGUACCACCCCAAGACCGAUAUCCUGAAAUCAAUUCCGAUAGACUCACUUGCCGUUCUAAAGGCCGCCCAAGUGUCCUCAACAACUACGCAAACGGCCAAGUACCCGGAGGUGAUGGAAGUCAUCACACUCAUCGGCACCAGAGCGCGCAAAUCCAAGCCCGCAAAGUCCGUAACGAUAUCAGCGCCGGCGGGAUCCCAGAAAGCUGGUUGGGAUGACGACAAUAUCGAUGACGAUGAGAAUCCUCCAGCGAUUUCAGACUUCCUCCAGAAGUUCGAGGUUACGGAGGUGGGCACGCUCAGGAUAGUCAUCUACUCCGCAAAACUGCUCAACGCCAUUAGACGACUCAUUCAUUACUAUCCCUUCCAGGCCCUAACCGGAGAUACUGUCACAAUCUUCGAGCCGUACGAGUGCCUCGUUCAUCAUCAUGACCAAUUUGAGACCCUUAGACAACCGUGUGAGGAUCUGAACGGCGUAGAAUGUCGCGUUCAUGGCCAUCGGUCUUUGUGUUGCGACGAGACAAAGCGCCAUGUCAAGAUCCUUCUGGAUUACCUCCAGCCUACCAUGGAGUCGAAGAUCAGGCCUGCUCAAAAGAAACUUGAAUUGGCAACUCCAGUGAUCUCCUACGAGAAUCUCUGGUUGAUCUACAAGCCCGGCACCGAAAUCUGGACGCAUAUUCCAGAAAAAGAUGGCUCUCCCGCCGGAUCGGUCGAGCUUACAAGCGUGGUAUAUGGAUCACGACCUUCUGUUGUGCCAGAAAACAACGAAAAUGCGAUGGAACGCGCGUAUGCUGUUUCGAGCUGGUGCAUGUGUAGCGACGGUGAUAAUGUUGGCCGGUCUACAUCUCACACGUAUGUGCGCAAGUUCGAAGGAGACAAGGAGGUAUCGCAGCUGGAAGCGUACCCUCUGAUCUAUCACGGCGACAAAGGGACCCGUGUGAAACAUAUCGAACGUGGCAGACUUGUUGCUGAUCUCUUCAUGCAAAGAAGCAAACCAGUCCUUGUCGAUGGAAUCGCUUAUAUCAAGAACAAUCAGCCCAGGCGGUACAAAGGAAAGGCCAUCAUCGAUCCAAGCUCCACCGCAAGGCUAAGUGAAAUCACACACUGGUUUGCAAGUCCGGAGGUCGUGCUGGAUCGAAGCCUCAUCUUCUGGAAAUCACGGGGAAUGCGAAUACGUACGGAGAGUUCGAUCAACUCAAGACUACAUCGAAGCUAG